This is a messenger RNA of Eucalyptus grandis, 1147 nucleotides long. Its product is annotated as pyrrolidone-carboxylate peptidase 1. Gene Ontology annotation, biological process: proteolysis. Gene Ontology annotation, cellular component: cytosol. The record is from RefSeq and is a predicted model, not a curated record. Gene Ontology annotation, molecular function: pyroglutamyl-peptidase activity. NCBI's taxonomy places the organism in Eukaryota, Viridiplantae, Streptophyta, Magnoliopsida, Myrtales, Myrtaceae.
UUUCUUGCGCUGAAUCGUCACUCUCUCUCCUCUCUCUAUACGAGUUUUCUUAAGAGUUGAAAACCAACUUCGCUUUCUGAUAAGAUAGAGGCCCGCCUUUCCAAUUCAGUCAUCCUUCUCUCUCUCUCUCUCUCUCUCCUCCGCCUGAAGGUCGCAGGUGCUUGAAGGUGAGCUUCCAUCUCGAAUCGAUAACGAAUUGUUAAUUUAUAAUUCGGUUGCAAGAAAAUGGGUUCGGAAGGGCCUCCAGCCGUGACAAUUCAUAUAACCGGUUUUAAGAAGUUCCAUGGAGUUCCCGAGAACCCAACCGAGACAAUUGUGAGCAAUCUAAGAGAAUAUAUGAAUAAAAGGGGUUUGCCAAAAGGAUUGACUCUUGGAAGUUGCAGCAUUCUCGAGACAGCCGCAGGGGCAGUGGCUUCUCUCUAUAAGACUUUACAAUCGGCCUUAGAGGAAAAUGAUUCCGAAUUAACAAAUUCGGGAGGAGUUAUCUGGGUACAUUUUGGGGUCAAUAGUGGUGCCACCAAAUUUGCUAUUGAGCAUCAAGCUGUCAAUGAAGCUACUUUUCGCUGUCCGGAUGAGAUGGGAUGGAAGCCUCAGAAAGUCCCCAUUAUCAAUGCAGAUGGUGCGAUUUCUCAAACACGCGAGACCUCUCUACCCAUUCAGGAGAUAGCAAAGGCCUUGUCAAAGAAGGGCUUUGAUGUCAUGGUUUCUGAUGAUGCUGGUAGAUUUGUGUGCAACUAUGUCUAUUAUCAUUCCCUUCGUUUUGCAGAGGAAAAUGGGAUCAAAUCCCUCUUUGUCCAUGUGCCUCUCUUCUUCACUAUAGAUGAGGAGACCCAAAUGCAAUUUGCUGCCUCCUUGCUGGAGGCCCUUGCUGCUUUUGGUUAGCGGUUGCUUUGGAACAUCCACCCAUUUUAUUUUGGUUCGCUGUCAAUGUGAAGGUGGAUGGGUGUAAAGAAGGAAUGUUUAUGCAUUGUAAGUUCAUGCAGAAUGGAAAAACCAAAAAAAAAGUUAUUGUGGGACGCUGAUCUUGUAUAUUUGCCUUGAUGUUUGUCAGAAGGGUUUUGAUCACUUCCAAAUGUAAGUGAUCUUUGUGUGGAGAUGUCAAUAAAGGCCUGAUUUGCUUGCAUCUGAACGAAUUCGUUCAACUGAA